AGGAGGGCAGUGUUGAAACGCCGGCGAAGGUCGGAAUUGCUGCGUCGGAAGAGAGAGAGAGAGGGAGAGGGAGAGAAGGGGGAGCAGUCGCCUGCUCCGCGCUGCAAAUCUACUGCAGAUUGCUGCCUCUUCUCUUUCCAUACGGCAUCUCUUCUUCCCCUCUCACUGAAGCGGCGAUAGGGUUUCUCUCCUUGUACGAGAUCCGGAUCUGCAUUUCCGAAUUAAGAUUCUCGCUUUGGUUUUGUGGAAUCAGUUGUGAUGGAAACUUGCUCAAGAAUCCUUAACUUUGACCAAAUAUCUUUUAAUAAUAUUCUGGGCUGUGCUUCAGAAUUGAAAUGCAAUGAGCAGGGAACUUUCCAUAUACCACCAGUAUCUGCCCCAAGGGAAGUCCUAUGCCCAGAGCCCCAUCGCUCUACCAGGGUUCCAUUUAUGUUGGAUAACCUCAACAGACCAAACUGCAAGGCUAAAAGGAACUUGCCUUCCCUUAGGGGUGACCCCAGUCUUGACAUCUUCAAUCUGUUUUUAGCCACGGAUGACAUGGUAGAUGAAUUGGAUACUGGUAGCUGCCAAAUGGAUUUGCUCAGCUGUUCACCUCCAGUGCGCACAAACAACCCGCUUGUCCAUGAUGUACAGUUCAAUCGUCAGACCCUAAUCCUUGAUGCUCCAUCUGGAAAUACCCAUGGAGGGAAAUAUCCCCUGGCAAGAAAAGUCGGAGUUCCAGCUCAUGAGACAGCAACUGCAGAGAAACCAGUGGUACGAAUUGAGGGUUUUGCUUGUAGGGGUUCCAAGUCUCAAUGCAUUUCUGCCCGUGCAUAGUUGAUCAGAAGCAGAAAUGUUUUGACCUUGAGGAGCAUUCUUGCUGCUGAAUUUUCUAGGAUGUUUAGACAGAUUCUGAUCCCAGCUCCCCCCUCCCCCAAACUUUCUAGUAUGAAUAUGUGAGUGUUGUUUUGUACAUAAUGCUGCAAUUGCAAGUCUAAGUUUGUGUGUUGCUGAGUGAGAGGUUGAACAAAUAUAGGUUCUGGUGUGGAAACCGACUUGAGUUGGAACUCUCCAUUGGAAUGUGAAUGUACAGAUGGAAGGAUGACAUUUGUGUAAAUAUGUAAUCAUAACGUGCCGUGGCUUUGGUUUCAGUCUCCA
Vitis riparia (riverbank grape) is the source of this 1137-nucleotide messenger RNA. RefSeq lists its product as uncharacterized. The coding region runs from base 259 to 816 and encodes 185 amino acids. The record is from RefSeq and is a predicted model, not a curated record. The transcript has 4 exons. NCBI's taxonomy places the organism in Eukaryota, Viridiplantae, Streptophyta, Magnoliopsida, Vitales, Vitaceae.